Molecule: messenger RNA, 439 nt
Organism: Papilio machaon (common yellow swallowtail)
Lineage: Eukaryota; Metazoa; Arthropoda; Insecta; Lepidoptera; Papilionidae
Exons: 2
Coding region: 107-439 (110 amino acids)
Source: RefSeq, a predicted model, not a curated record
UGUGAUUUGUGCCUAUUAGUGACCUCUGCUUGUUUUCCGGACUGAUAGAUCGCCUUACGUUUACCUGUGCUAGAACCCUGGACUUAAUUUGUAAUCAUUUAACAUAAUGCCGCGUAAUCUUCUUGCUGAAGAAAGAGAACAAAUCAUCGUUUUGCAUCGGGAAGGUUUCAACAUCUCUCAAAUAGCGGAUGAACUUAAUGUUGCAAGAGCUACAGUACGCCGGUGGGUGGAGCGCUACGAGAACGAAGGCUCGCUGUUAGAUCGAGUACGAAUCAUGCCGUUGCGUGUUGCGCAGCAGCCCCAAAUAAAUCAGAUGUUGCAACACUACUCCGAGCAGCCCUUCACUGCUACAAAAGUUUUUGCUAAAAAAUUUGAGUGCUCGGUAAAAACCAUUCGCAAUUAUCUACACAGAAACGGUGUCCAUAAGGACACCAGCUAA